AUGCUACUGCUGCUGUUGCUGUCCAUCUCCGUCGGCUUGGGCGCCAAUGCUACAUCAAUUGACUGUGAUGUGGUAUUGGAUGGGGCAUGCCUCCUUAAUUCGACCCGGCCCAUCCUACCCAGUGGGGCUCAGCUUGUCUAUGAGGGCAAUGGCUCUGUGAGGUUUGUGAAUGCGACUUGGAAGUGCUCGGACACUCUGAUAGUGGUGGCAGCCAAUGCGGCCGUCGGGUUCACUAAUUCGACGAUCUCUGAUUGCUCGGUACUGGAGGUUGUGGCCCGUCGGGGCAACGUCACUCUGGAUGAGGCCUCCCUCCUGAAUGUGACAGCUACUGUCUUUGACGACUCUGUGGCUCGGGAGGAUACCGCCUCGGGUGGCAGUCUAGGAGGAGCGGGAGGGGCCCUGGGGCUCUGUGAUCGAGGGGAUCGGAUACGUGGUAUUGACUUCACGAAGAUGUCGGAGGACUUGGUGGGGGAGGGCACUGCUGCUGAGUGUAGGGGAGGAGGUAGAGUAGCUCUUGUCAGUGACGAAGGCUAUGUUGCCUUGGAGGGUCGAAUUGAGGCAAACGGCGGGAGAGCAGAUGCUAGGGUGAAGUGCGGUGGAGGUAGUGGGGGCGCGGUCUUGGGCAGUGGCGCACUGGGAGUUAGGGCUGGGAAGGUACAUGCUGUUGGAGGGGCCUGUGGUGGGGCGGUUGGGUGUGGUGGUGGAGGCCGAAUUCUCAUGACAAGUGAGAACGGUACUGUGUCUGUGGAGGAUGCUCAAGCCCAGGGGGGACAGGGGGAGAAUCUACUGGAUUGCCUCUGUGGUAGUCCUGGUACUGUCUACUUGAAGGGCUCUGGUGGGGCAUUGCUCACAGUCAAAGGAGGCCCGGCACCAUCUUGCCUUGAUGGUGGUGGUGCUACUGGCCGGGCAGAGGUGGCUAUUGCUGCCGAUCAAGGCUUAUCAAUCUCGGGCGGAGCGAAGUUGUCAGGGCCGCCCGGUAGCCCGUUGUCGAGCAUGGUCCUGUCUGUUGGUACCGUCGGUCUGAAGUUGGCCAAGGCCUCCUCGAUCACCACAGAGGGAUCGCUGAGUAUCUCGGCAGCAUCGGCAACGGGCACCAACGGUGGCAACGUCAUUGUGGAGAAGCACAGUGUGAUGGGUUGUGGCCCGGGGGGUAUGAAAAUAUCCACACAAGGUGAUGUUGAUGCUGGUGGCUCGAUCAUUAUCGGGGACGUCGCAGAUGACGCGGUCCUACCGGUCAACGCGGCUGGUCCUAUUAGUUUGUCCAAUGUGGUCAUCAGCGUGGAGGGUCGUACUGUGAUGGUAUCUGCUGGUCGAGGGCUCAGACUGGGGGAGGUCCAUGGGGCCUCUGCUGUGAGUGACUUCCGGACCGCGGAGGGGGAUGUUGUCAUUGUUGGCAACAUGUCUUUAGGGCCUGGCACUUACUGUGGGCAGCGAAAGCUAUGGAUCGAGAACCCGCCUGACUUUUGCAAGGCCAGUUCGGAGAGGCUGGGCAGAUUGAUGCCGACAAGGGUGGUUGUUGCCAGCGAGUCGGGCGGGAUCAGGUUCACGAGCACUGUUGUGGUCAGUGGCCCAGUGGUCAUGGUGUGCUCGCCCAAGGGAGCUCUUGAGUUGCCUUCCAAGGGUGGAAUAACCUCGAAGGGUCGAGGCUGCCCGGCAGGGGAAGGCCGUGGUGGAGGUGGUGGUGGUAGGGAUGGUCACUGUGGGGGAGGUGGCGGGGCUCAUGUUGGUUCUGGUGGUCCAGGGUGCAGUGGCAACCAGGGGCUGGCACACGAUGAGCAAGACCCCCUCGAGACUGGAGUCAUCCCCUCAGCAAGCGCCUCGGGGGGUGGUGGGGAGGAGGGCGGCUCGGGCGGAGGCGUGAUAUGGAUUUCGGCGGCACAGAUACGCAUCGAUGGUUAUGUGUCCUCAGCAGGGGCUCGUGGUGGCUGGACGGUAGGGGACACCUCGGGCAGCGGUGGUGGCGCUGGUGGCUCGGUCUUCAUCCUGACCAACGCCUCCCUCGCUGGCUCAGGGGUCAUUAGCGCUGCUGCUGGCAACGGUAGUGGCCCACCGGUCCUCAAGGGCGGUGACGGCGGUGGUGGCUAUAUCGGGAUCGGCUGGCUCGGUUCGGAAGUGGGGGCCGAUACAUUCACUGGUGAGCUCAACGUGAGCGGUUAUCAGCCGGGCCGCGUUGGGCAGAUCCUUCUGUGUCCAGCGGGCCACUACGGGCCACUAUGCGUCCCUUGCCCUGGAGGCACUUGGAGCGGCUCUGGUGGUCCCCAAUGUGACGUGUGUGACAAUGCCCCUCAAGGGGUCAGCAACUACACCAAGGAAGGGGUGGAUGGCCCUGACUGUCCUUAUGCUUGCCUGCCGGGUUACCCGGACGUGUCCCAGAAUCCGGCCUGCCUAAACCCAUGGCAGUACACCUUGUCCUUCAUUGGUGGUGUGCCGGGAGCCUUCACACUCCUCGUGGUGGUGUUGUUCGCCCUUCUGGCAGCUAUUGCUUCCUCAGAGAUACGUAAGCGAUCGCUCUAUGGUUCCGAGGAGGUGGUUGAUUCGGACGAAUGGAAGACUAUGACAGCUGAGGACAUCCCUCGCCACGUUGUCCGGCUUUACCUCAGUGGCAGUAACACCCCACGGGACCCCAUCGAGCUGCCUUCCUCGGUGGUGGACCUCCCGCGACCCGUCGCCGAGUUGGUCAAUCGGCGCUACUGGAGUACCUUCAGUGCCUCCAUCAACGAGCAGGGCAGGUGGGCAUCCUCUCCAAUGGUGAAUAUCUGGGGUCGGUGGACGAGCCUUGUACUCAGCAUAGUAUGUUAUCCUCUGUGGCGGUACUUAAGACGCUCUCAGCAGGAAGAGCGGGCCCGAGCAAUGUGCAAGGCAGUGUUCAGCGAGUCCGGGAAGGAGCCUCUAUGGGCGCCGAGUCCUUCCCAGCGAGGUGGUCGCAUCUACACCAUGCGUUUUGGCUGUGAUGGUGGCCGCGAUGGGUCCUUCACCAAGGGCUACGUGGACGUGCUCGACAUGAGCGUGCGGGUGGAGCAUUGA
Messenger RNA from Perkinsus marinus ATCC 50983, 3024 nucleotides. RefSeq lists its product as hypothetical. The coding region runs from base 1 to 3024 and encodes 1007 amino acids. Lineage: Eukaryota; Perkinsozoa; Perkinsida; Perkinsidae. The record is from RefSeq and is a predicted model, not a curated record. The transcript is spliced from 4 exons.